Messenger RNA from Symsagittifera roscoffensis, 2496 nucleotides. RefSeq names its product actin-histidine N-methyltransferase-like. Lineage: Eukaryota; Metazoa; Xenacoelomorpha; Acoela; Convolutidae. The record is from RefSeq and is a predicted model, not a curated record. Gene Ontology annotation, molecular function: protein-lysine N-methyltransferase activity; protein-L-histidine N-tele-methyltransferase activity. The coding region runs from base 354 to 1940 and encodes 528 amino acids. Gene Ontology annotation, biological process: peptidyl-lysine trimethylation; actin modification; peptidyl-lysine monomethylation. The transcript has a single exon.
GCAAAUGCUACUUUUUGCAAGCAAAAAGUUUGUCCGCGUAAUGUGUAUAAUUUAAUUGGACGAUUUCCUAAUUGGAAAAAGAAACUUUCGUUACAACGUCAUGUGGGGAGGGCUCUGUAUUUUGAACCAGAGGUAAAGAGAUAUGUAUUUACAAUCGGAGCUAUUUCCGCGCGUAAUUGAAUAUAGACAAGAGUUCCCACAAAAGCAACAUAAACGUUGGUCAAAAGCCUCAAGACAUUUUGAUUGGAUAUGUUUUUAUUCCCUUCAUGAAUAAAUGGCACAAAGUUUGUUUAAUGGUCAAGUUAUGAGAUAAGUGACUAAUUGUUUAUCUUCUUACUUUCCAGUUUAUCCGAAUGCUGACAGGCAACAGGGAAAUGAACAAUUUGGUGGAGGACUUGCUUUACAAGUGUGGCAAGUCUCAGAACUCACCGCUCUCAACGCCCACGGGCGAGUGCCCAUGGCAAGUUUUCGAAUCAAUCUUUGAAGCUGUAGAGAAAGUACUCGAGAAACAGAGAUCUACACAAAAGUAUGCUGCAAGUUCGGAGACUUUCAGUUUCGAAAAAUUUAUGAGCGAAGAGCGAAAAAUAGACGAAUUUAAACAAUGGAUGGUCCAGGCGUCCAAUAACAACUGUGGGUUGAAUAAAUAUAUUGACUUAGAGUUGAAUACAGAGAAGUCAGUAGGACUUGUGACUUGUUCUGAAAUACAACAGGAUGAGAAAGUUUUGACAAUUCCGAGAAAGUGUUUGAUAGUCGACGAAUGCAACGAGACGCCUGAAUUAGAAAGUUCGAGCGAUGAAACAAAAAACAUUUUGAAAAGUUUGUUUAGUUCGAGCAAAAACUUGUUUACUGAAGUUCCCUCUUUGCGAUUAACGAUGGUGCUCCUAUUCGAAUUGUUCGAAAAUGGUUCUAAGUCGAAUUGGUUUCAUUAUAUAAAUGUUUUACCAAGAAACUACUCUAUGCUGCUGUACUUUAGCAAGUCUACAUUCAAAAGUCUUCACGCUGGAAGUGCAUGCGGAGAAUUAGUGCUGAGCUUGUUCAGAAAUAUAUCACGACAGUAUUGUCUGAUUUUCAAAAAUUUAGAAAAAUUAGCACCCCAAUCAAACCUGGCAAAUAGUUUUUCAUUCGAAGCUUUCCGUUGGGCUGUUUGCACUGUAAUGUCCCGACAGAAUAAACUUCCCUUGAAAAAGUUCUCCAACGGCGUUGCGAGGGAACAAGACGAACUAGCUUUGAUCCCGUUGUGGGAUUUAGCCAAUCACAAGCAGUCCCACAUGACUACAUUUUACAAUUCGGAAACGGAUUGUGUCGAAUGUUUGGCUACUGAAAAGUUAGAAUUAGGAGCCAAUUUUGAAAUCCAUUAUGGAAACAGAACAAAUUCCAGCUUCAUGAUUUAUCAAGGUUUCGUUCCAGAUAAUAACAUUCACAACCAAGUUAGUAUCACUCUAGGAAUCAGUUCCAGUGAUGUUUUGUGCCGCACGAAAAGCCAGAUUUUACUGGAUCAUCAGAUACCAUCCUGUGGAAAAUUCAGUCUCUACACAGCUUACCAUGAAAUUCCAUUCACUAGAGAUCUGCUUAUAUUUCUGCGUGUUUUCAAUCUAGACAAGGACGACCUUGGUCUUGUGAUGAUUCAGAAAGAGUUGGCUGGAAAAAGAUUGUUGGGAAAUUUGAUGUGGGCUGUUUCGCAGUCGCACGAGGCCAAAACGUGGAAGUUUUUAUCAACAAGGUGCUUACUGCUUCAGAUGAAAGCGAAAAAGUCAGUGUCUCAAACUCAGUCGACUGUAGAAGACGAAAGCGUUUCAGACACUGCUAAAAGAGAGGCCAACUUAGUUUUGAAGCUGUUGCAAUCAGAAUUAGAGGUGUUCGAAAAUGUGCAGAAAUUCGCAGAGCGGAUGUUAAAAACUGUGCAAUCAGAGCCAGCUGCUUUCACUUUUUUGGACUCAUAGUUAUAUGAUUUCAAAGUUGAACCAAAGCAUCUGUACUUAGUGUCUAACCAUAAAGCGUUAAGUUCUUCAAUCAGUCAGAACACUGUACAAUUUUCCAUUUUCUGAAAAUUGCUCGCUGUUUGAAUUCCAUGUGCAUUUUCUUUUCUUUUGCUAGUUCUUGCAUUUAAAUGUGAAGUCAGAUUUAUUUGGCAAAAUGAAAUAUUAAAAAAAGGGAUUUUAGUGCUCAGAAGAUCAGAAACAUUGUAGGUCAGUUUUUUUGAAAAAUUUGCCCGCGAAGCAGAAAAUUUUAUAAAAUAAGGUUUUAUGAUCCUUUAGGGAGAGCUCAAGAAAUUGACAAAGCGGCAUUAUUGUUGUUGGAAAUCCAACCCACCGCUAGAAAAUCCCUGAUCUGCGCCUCCUGAAAUCAGUUUUUCAGUAAAUUUCAUAUAUUUUACUUUUCAUUUAAAGUGCAAAAUCUAAAACUAGCUUGCCUUACAUUUGUGCAUUAAUAUUUGCAUGUGAUUGGUUCUUUAAUUUAUCAUCUUGUUCAAGUUGUCGCUGUCAAAAAAUUUAGUUU